UGAACAAUUCCAGUUGGGCGGCUUUGAGCUCAUUUGCUCCACCGGCCAUGGCGAUGUGUCAAGUCAUGGGCUACAGCGGCUACGGAACGCCAGUGAGGCAAUCCACUAUGCCGACCAUGCCGCAGGCUGCCACGGUGAGCAGUUUGCAGAGUGUGCCUGGAGUACCUCCGGUACAACUGGCGCCAUUUCCAAGUGGAUGCUUGGAGGCCACCAGAUCUUUCAGCCCUCGAGCAGCUCCUGCUCCUAUGGGUGCUCGCCAGGUGAUGCAGAUGCCAGUGAGGCAAUGCUCUACCGCAAGCUUAGGCAGCGGCAAGGUCACAGGCCCCAACACGCCAAUCCACACGGGUCGAGGUUUGCGACCGGCAGGGGUCGCGCCGCCUCCAGCACCACCUUUGUUGGCUGCACAGGCCCUGGAGAUUGACCACCUGAAAAAGGAGCUCGAGGAGUCGCGAUCCAAUGAAAGGCGCUUGCAAGAGGAGCUGGAGGCAGCCAAGGCCGAGGUCCAGCGCCUAGCAGAGGCCUUGGAGCAGGAGAAACAACUCCGAAUGGAAAUGGAUGUGCCGCGUGAGGUCCCGAAGGCCACGAAAGGAGGAGAGCCAGUUCGCAUGAAGUCAGAUUCCUUGAAGCGGCGUGUGGCCGAGCAUCUCGAAUCAGAGCCGGACAUCUUGAAAGCUCCGCUGAGCCAGCGAGCAGGUUUGAAGCGAGGAAUGUCUCCCAUCAUCCGACGGCCAAGCAGAGACGAGGUGGAAGAGAAGCUCAGCGAAUAUUUGGCGACAUCACCACAUUGCAAGUUGGAGUUCUGUCGGUUGAACCAGGGCUGGCUGCACGGGCCUGUUUGCUGCAAAGCUCAGGGAAAGAGUCAAAAGACUCAGGAAAUUGCACUCCGUUGCUUAAUCUGGAGACUGGAGACAAUCAAACUGGAGUUUGGGGAGGGCUCUUUGGACUGUACACAGAUCGUACACCACCUCUAAAUCAUCGAGUCUCAAUCACUUUCGCGUCCGUGUUUCAUAUUAUGGGUGACCAUGUGUGCAUUGCAUUUGUCUAACUGGGGUAGACACGCUAAGCAAAGUGCAUGUUCUUUUGGGCCUCACCAUUUUGGGACACCACAUGCACACAAAGCUGCCGCACAGGUACCAGUAUCGGCAUGCUACUGACAGCUCUGUGCC
Molecule: messenger RNA, 1166 nt
Organism: Durusdinium trenchii
Lineage: Eukaryota; Dinophyceae; Suessiales; Symbiodiniaceae
Source: the annotation of a GenBank genome assembly